UCCACCUUCCUAACAUACCUACGUAUAAACUAUACCUAGGAACCAAUAGUCCCAACCCAACAGAACUACACAGAAGAAAGGGUGAAUGUGCAGAAACAGAUUUGAAUGGACAAGGAGCUUGUGACCAUGAGGAAUCAAAUUAUGCUUUUUGUGCUGUUUUUGUUGAUGACGAGUAAGGUGACCACUGCUGAUUUUGUGAACACUUCGACAACUGAUGGCCCUUCAACAACCCCUGCGACCACUUCAACAACUGAUGGCCCUUCAACAACACCGGUGACCACUUCAACAACUGAUGGCCCUUCAACAACCCUGGGCCCACUCUAUCCAUUUGGGGCUGGAGACACAGUGAGCUCCCGAUCCGAUGAUGGAAGUUCCCCUCCUAUAACCCUGGAGCAGCCAUUUGUUUAUUUUGGAAAACCGUAUCAACAGAUACACGUGAACCACAAUGGACAUCUGACCUUCAAUGCAGCAUUUGGCAAUUACACACCAUACCGAUUCCCUGCAUUUUCCUCAAGAGAUCUGAUUGCUCCAUUUUGGACCGAUUUGGACAACAGGCGGAAUGGUACCAUCUCUUACCGGCAGUACAGCAGUGGCAGUGUUCUUCAACAGGCCACACAAGAUAUUAAUCAGUACUUCCCAAAUCUGGGCUUCUCUGUUAAUUGGGUCUUCGUUGCUACCUGGGAUAAGGUUCCCUACUAUAACACUUUUGGAACAGGAAUCACCUUCCAAGUGGUUCUGAUUGCUGGUGGCCAAUCCUCCUUCAUCCUGAUGAACUAUGGGGAGAUUGCACCAACAACUCAAAAUAUUCAGGCUGGUUAUGACACAGUCAACUCCAUCCACUACUUCUCGAUCCCGGGGUCAUUUCAAAGCAACGACACAACUUUCAGUUACACCAGCAAUGUCAAUGUCGCUGGUCGCUGGGCCUUCCAGACAAAUGCGACCACUUCAACAACUGAUGGCCCUUCAACAACACCUGCUCCAACAUCUGAUGAGACUUUCGCAAUUGAUGACUUCUGCAUAGAUUCCAUUUUUUGUAACGGACAGGGUUUGAAUGGUUCCGUUUAUAUGCUGAGCACUUUGUUAAUUCUGGUGUUUCUUACCAUUUUAAAUAAUUGAUUCUUACUUUGUUGCAAUCAAGGGAGUGGUUUUAUUGGCAGCCAUAGUGCAUGUGCUAUUCGUUUGAGAGAUUUCUCUUUCAAAGUGAAGGCUGGAGUGCACUGGAAGAAUGAGAGUGGGGAAGGAGGGAGCCUAUUGUCUAAUAUUCUAAACAGUAUUGUAUGUGCAGUUGCGCUUUUGAGUCACUCCAGAUCCACUCCCAUUUUCCUUGGGCCCUUCUUCCUGGGUGUUUUAAUGGGCUUAGCUAUUGUAUUGAUUUAUUUGUGUAGAUGGAUAACCUGAAAUAUAUUUACCUAUUCAUUAAAGUGGCAAAUUCCAAUAGAAACAAA
Molecule: messenger RNA, 1445 nt
Organism: Oncorhynchus masou masou (cherry salmon)
Lineage: Eukaryota; Metazoa; Chordata; Actinopteri; Salmoniformes; Salmonidae
Product: sushi, nidogen and EGF-like domain-containing protein 1
Exons: 12
Coding region: 106-1116 (336 amino acids)
Biological process (GO): cell-matrix adhesion
Source: RefSeq, a predicted model, not a curated record